Dipodomys ordii (Ord's kangaroo rat) is the source of this 1888-nucleotide messenger RNA. It is a transcript of the gene Spdl1, whose product is annotated as spindle apparatus coiled-coil protein 1. The transcript has 12 exons. Gene Ontology annotation, molecular function: kinetochore binding. Bases 32 to 1540 code for a protein of 502 amino acids. Gene Ontology annotation, cellular component: outer kinetochore; spindle pole. Gene Ontology annotation, biological process: establishment of mitotic spindle orientation; mitotic spindle assembly checkpoint signaling; mitotic metaphase chromosome alignment. Lineage: Eukaryota; Metazoa; Chordata; Mammalia; Rodentia; Heteromyidae. The record is from RefSeq and is a predicted model, not a curated record.
GUUUAUAGGAGGCUGAAGACAGGAGAGGAACAUGGAGGAAGACAAAAUGACAGGUCUUCGAAAUAAGCUCAAAGAGGCUGAAUCAGAGCGACUGAAAGCUGCUCAGUAUGGCCUACAGCUCCUGGAGAGCCAAACUGAAUUGCAGAAUGAAUUGGAUCAGUGUCGUCAUGAGCUGAUGGCCGUGACUGAGAAAUAUGAACAAGAAAAAUACACUCUUCAGAGAGCUGUGGAGCUUAAGAGCCGCAUGCUAGAGAGUUUGAGCUGUGAGUAUGAAGCCAUGAAGCAGCAGCAGAAGCUGCAGCUGGAGCAGCUGGAAGAGCAGCUGGGCCGACGACACUCCCAAGAGGCAGAGGAGCUCAGAGGCAAGUUGGGAAGGCUGGAGGCAGACCUGGACGAGGCCAGGCUCCGUGAGAAGCAGCUGGGGCACAAGGUAGAGCACCAGAAGGAGCUCCUGGCGCAGAAGGUGGAGGAGCUGCGGCUCGUGUCCGAGCGCCGGCAGGAGAGUACCCCCUCGGAGACGCUGGCCCUGCGGAAGGAGCUGUCUGACGUGGCACGCCUGAAGGCGGGCCUGGAAGAAGAGGUGCACGAGCUCCGCUACGCUCAGGAGAGACUGGAGCAUCUGAGCGCCGACUUGAUGCGCCAGGCAGAGCAGCUCAGGGCAGAGAAGGAGGAGCGGGAGAAGGAAGCGGCGUCCUACUACAGCGCCCUGGAGAAAGCACGGGUGGAGAACCAGGAUCUUCAGCUGCAGCUGAGUCAGGCCCUGCAGCAGGCGCUGGACCCCAACAGCAAGGGCAACUCCCUGUUUGCGGAGGUAGAAGAUCGGAGGGCGGCCAUGGAGCGGCAGCUCAACAGCAUGAAGGUCAAGUAUCAGACGCUGAAGAAGCAGAAUGCCUUCUACCGAGAGCAGAUGCAGCGGAUGAAGUUACAAAUUGCCACGUUGCUACAAAUGAGAGGGUCUCAGGCAGAGUCUGAGCAGCAAGAGCGGUUGUUUACCAUGGUGGAGCAGAAGAAUGGGGAGAUAAAGCAUCUUCUAGGGGAGGUUAGAAAUCUGGAGAAAUUUAAGGAGUUGUAUGAGAGCGUGAAGCAGAAGCCCCCGGCAGAGGCCAGCCCCUCCGCUCCGCAGGACAGCAGCUACUACACAGACUUGCUGCAGCUGAAGAUCCAGGAGCUGAACAAAGAAAACGAGAGUACCCGAGGUGAGCUGUCCAUCCAGCGGAUGAAGGCCUUGUUUGAGAGCCAGCGCUCCCUGGAUUUUGAGCGAAAACUCUUUGCCCAGGAAAGGUGCCUGCAGGUUGUGGAAAGUGAGAACAUGAAGCUGAGAGCCAGGCUGGAUGAGUUAAAGUUGAAGUACGAACCCGAAGGUAGAUACGUCUCCGCCAGCUCCGCCAGGUUAGCUGCUGAUUCAAGGCUUCAAGCAGAAGUUAAGGAAGAAGAAGAAAACUCAGUCAAGGUGGGAAAGGAGCCGUGUAAGAAGUCACACCCCGUGAUGUACGUGUCUUCCAAGCCGGGGGCGGCGCAGGCACAGUGCGCACAGCAGUAGUCGGGCCCCCAGGGCCAGGCGUCCCCGCCGGGAGGUGGCCGCCCGAGGUUCACACCGGCUGGCAGACGCUUGGCAGCACCCCUCCCUGUGGCUGCACUGCUAACCUGAGAAAUCCCACGCGAUGGCCCCUCCCAGGGCUUCUGUGAAUCACAGAGAACUGGUUAUUAUCAGAAGGAAAAUGAUCAUUAAUGUACGUCUAUUUUCUGUCUUGGAUGUGAAACUUUCAAGUGAUGUGAUCACAUUUAAAAAGAGAACGCUGACCUUGUUAAAUACUGUAUUUUCCUUUCCGCAAUUUUUAUGACCUUAGUUUUUCGCUGUUGUAAAAAUAGAGACUUUUGUUUGAAAGCA